Mercenaria mercenaria is the source of this 1583-nucleotide messenger RNA. RefSeq names its product MTOR-associated protein MEAK7-like. Bases 92 to 1513 code for a protein of 473 amino acids. The transcript is spliced from 7 exons. Lineage: Eukaryota; Metazoa; Mollusca; Bivalvia; Venerida; Veneridae. The record is from RefSeq and is a predicted model, not a curated record.
UCAAGCGUCUACUGACGAGCGACAUCUACCAAACGCUUAUUACAUUUUUUAAUGAAAUAAUCAAUCAACAGCUGAUCGAUGUGUCAAAAUCAUGGGUGCAGGUGAAAGCAAAAAAGGGGCCGAUAUUUUGCAACUUUUUAGUCCGGAGGAGCAGCAACAUAUACAUAAAUUAUUUCUCCACAUUGUUCCAAAUCAGUCAAUCACAGAACCAUUUCUGAAGAAAUAUAUAAAUAAUUUGUUUGAUCUGGACUCUGAAGUAUUUCAUGCUAUAUGCCACUGUCGUGUGAAUGAGGGUCAUAUAAAGGACAAGCAUGUGACAGAAAUACAGUUUUCUGGGUUUCUCGCUCAGUGUCUCAAAGGAACAUAUUCAGAAAAGGCAGAUAUCAUAUGCUUGCUGAGUGGAAGAGAUGCUGGUUUUGUGCCAGUGAAAAAAUUAUAUCAGACAGUACACAGUGUAGUCAAGAGUUAUUUACAGAUAAGUAAGAGUGAUGCCCCUUGUGCCACUUGGAAAUCACAUGCCACUGAAGAAGACAUUGCAAGACUGUCAUCUUCAUUUCUGUCAUUGAACAAAUUCUGUGAAGUUGGCAGGGGAGGAGAACAGACUAGCCAGAAUGAAGUUGAUGUGAGAGGAGGUUAUAAAAGCCAAGAUGAAGUUGAAGACUGGAUCUCGAAGUGCCACAUGUUCCUCAAAAUGUUUGACAGAGUAUUCUACCAUUUAUUUCCUGUGAUAUCAAAAGACAGUGCACAUAACAUAACACAAUCAUUCAUGCCAACAGCAUCCUGUGUGGACUGGAAGAAGACAAACACAAUUUUAGAUACAUUAUCAAUCAGUUAUAUAAACUACCAUCUUCCCAGAGAACAUCAGUCAGUAUGGCGGCUACUCUAUAGUAACUGUCUCCAUGGUGACAGUUUUGCCCAGUUAACACGCUAUGUUCUGGGAAAGGGACCAAAUGUGUUGCUAGUCAAAGAUAAAGAUGGAUAUGUUUUUGGAGCAUAUGUGUCGGACAGCUGGGAAAUCAAACCAUCAUUCUAUGGUAGUGAAGAUUGUUUUCUAUUUUCUCUGAAGCCUGAGUAUGGUGUCUAUACAGUGACUGGUUACAAUUCAAACUAUAUUUACUUCAACCAGGGACAGGAAACCAUGCCAAAUGGUUUGGGACUUGGUGGCCAGUUGAAUUAUUUUGGGCUGUGGAUAGAUUAUACAUUUAACAGUGGCCACAGUAAAGCUGUCCCAAAAUGUACAACUUAUGGAAGUCCACAACUGUCAAAAAGCCCAGAAUUUGUUGUAGACAGUAUUGAAGUAUGGGCUGUUGGUCCAGAGAAGAAGAAACAUGAUUUAGAUGAAGAUGAGGAAGAAAAGGUGAGCAUUCUGGAUAAAGAUGUUGGAGCUAAAGCGAUACUGGAACUUGCAGGUAGAAAACAACAUUCAGAGGGCAUCAGAGAACUGGAGGAGGAGGAAGCACCAAUGACAGAAGAAAUGAAAAAGAAAAUGAACACCAUUCCAAAAAUGAUGUAGAUAUAAUCAACAGCAUUCAGAAAUAAUUAACUGACAACAUGGAAGCUUAUAACCAGAACAUAACUAUGCA